GCCGGAACCGCCCGACUCGCACGGCCUCCCCGUGGCGCGCCCGUGGCUCCGCCAUGCGGGUUGAGGGCACGAAGCAAGGGCGCACGCCCAGCUCGCUCACGGUUCCUCUCGGCCCCGGAUGUGACUGUUUAGCUGAGACGCCUGGCGCCCUACGCUACAUGGGAUUGGGCGCCGUGGGUGAGGUCAUCACGAGGCGCCGUGGAAGGAAGCGGGGAGCACAGAGUCUUCUGGGCCAUUAUGGCUGUCAAGUGGACUGGUGGACAUUCUUCUCCUAUUCUCUGCCUGAAUGCAAGUCAAGAAGGACUAGUAGCUUCUGGAGCAGAGGGUGGAGAUCUCAUGACUUGGGGUGAAGAUGGGACUCCAUUGGGACACACACGCUUCCAAGGGGCCGAAGAUGUUACCAGUGUCUUAUUUUCUCCCUCUUGCCCCACCAAGCUCUAUGCCUCACACGGAGAAACUAUUAGCAUACUGGACGUCAGGUCCCUCAAAGGUUCCCUGGACCAUUUUCAUGUGAAUGAAGAAGAAAUCAAUUGUCUUUCAUUGAAUGAAACUGAAAACCUGCUGGCUUCUGCUGAUGACUCAGGGGCAAUCAAAAUCCUAGACUUGGAAAAUAAGAAAGUUAGCAGAUCACUGAAGAGACAUUCCAACAUCUGUUCUUCUGUAGCUUUUCGGCCUCACAGGCCUCAUAGCCUGGUGUCAUGUGGACUGGACAUGCAGGUGAUGCUGUGGAACCUUCAGAAAGCCCGGCCUCUCUGGAUCACAAAUUUACAGGAGGAUGAAACAGAAGAAAUGGAGAGCCCACAAUCACCCAGUCAACUUUUAAACCCUGCUCUAGCCCACUCUGUGUCUGUGGCAUCGUGUGGUAACAUUUUUAGUUGUGGUGCAGAAGAUGGUAAGGUUCGAAUCUUUAGGGUGAUGGGAAUCAAGUGUGAACAGGAACUGGGCUUUAAAGGCCAUACUUUGGGGGUAUCCCAGGUCUGCUUUCUGCCAGAAUCCUAUUUGCUGCUUACUGGAGGGAAUGAUGGGAAGAUAAUGUUGUGGGAUGUAAGUAGUGAAGUUGAGAAAAAACAGAAGAGCCCUGCAAAACAUACCCACAGGAAGAAAACUAAAAGAACAACUUACAGCAAGCAGGGUGGAAACACUAAUGCUUCAGUAACAGAUGAAGAAUAUGGCAAAAUUUCACCAAAGCUGAGUAUUGAACAUGGAGAAAAAGUGAACUGGCUCUUGAGUACAAAAAUAAAGGGAUACCAAAAUAUUUUAGUAGCUGAUCAAACCAGUUCUAUAUCUCUGUAUCCCUUAAAUGAAUUUUAAAUCCAAUAAAAAACAUUUGGAAAACUGCAGCAAAACUUUGUAGGUUAAAAAGAUCGUGAUUCUUUGUUUAAACUAUUUGUCAUAUGUAAUAAUACCAUUCCAUUGUAUAAAUGGUAAGACAUUUGAGCAGAAGAUAAUUGGAUAAUACUUCAUAUAGUAAAUGAAGUAUUAAAAUUUGGGGGAAGAGAACUAAUAUUCACUGAGUACUGAUCAUGUACUCAGUACAUAUAUAUUUUCAUUUUUUUAUUCCAAAUCAAUGAAGUGGGUAAUUUCCCCAUUUAUUGCUACAGAAAUUGAGACUCAGAGAUGUUAAGUAACUUGAAAAUCCAGGAAAAUUGCAGGCACAAUUACUUGCCUACAAGGAUAUUGGUUGUCUUAUCAAGUCUCCUGCCUUAGGAAAGCCCACAUCCUGAUCCAGAUGUGGUCACCACAUCAGUUACAACGCGAAUUAUUUAGGAUUCUAGGAUGUUAUGAGGAGCCUUACCAAGUUGGAAGAGGAAACCUGUUCUUGUGUUUGUUCUUUGUAAAGCCCAGAGGCUUUUCUGACAAUUACUUUUUGCCGUUUCUGAGAGGAGGGUUCCCAGGUCAAAUCAGUUUAGCAUAUUACGCAGCAAUCCAGGCCAUGAUGCUGGUAGGACCAGGAAUAAGCUGGAGUCACGAAUAAGCAGAUAUUAAGUAGAGAAGAGAUAGAAGACAUAGAGGAUAGAGGCCAACAUAAUAUAUCAAGAAUAAGUUGCUUUUUUCAGGGGCAGCAAGUUAGCUCAGUUGAUUAGAGUGUUGUGCUCUUAACAACAAAGUUGCCAGUUCAGUUCCCCACAUGGGCCACU
Molecule: messenger RNA, 2138 nt
Organism: Rhinolophus ferrumequinum (greater horseshoe bat)
Lineage: Eukaryota; Metazoa; Chordata; Mammalia; Chiroptera; Rhinolophidae
Gene: WDR53
Product: WD repeat domain 53
Exons: 3
Coding region: 238-1311 (357 amino acids)
Molecular function (GO): protein binding
Source: RefSeq, a predicted model, not a curated record